Messenger RNA from Acinonyx jubatus (cheetah), 3831 nucleotides. RefSeq names its product catenin alpha 1 (gene CTNNA1). Gene Ontology annotation, biological process: cell migration; cell-cell adhesion. NCBI's taxonomy places the organism in Eukaryota, Metazoa, Chordata, Mammalia, Carnivora, Felidae. Gene Ontology annotation, cellular component: actin cytoskeleton; adherens junction; catenin complex. Gene Ontology annotation, molecular function: beta-catenin binding; structural molecule activity; actin filament binding. The record is from RefSeq and is a predicted model, not a curated record. The coding region runs from base 161 to 2881 and encodes 906 amino acids. The transcript is spliced from 18 exons.
GAGGUGCCGGGAAGGGCGGGCGGGGCCGGGGCCGCGGGCGGGGGGCGGGGGCGCCGCGCUGCCCAUUUCCUCUUCGGAGCCGGACUGGAGGGAGACAAAGCGGCGGCCGUCGGCUUCGGGCCUCGGGAAUUCUUCCUGCGCUCGCCCACUCGCCGCAGAAAUGACUGCUGUCCAUGCAGGCAACAUAAACUUCAAAUGGGACCCCAAAAGUCUAGAGAUCAGGACUCUGGCAGUUGAGAGACUGUUGGAGCCUCUUGUUACACAGGUUACAACUCUGGUAAACACCAAUAGUAAAGGGCCCUCGAAUAAGAAGAGAGGCCGUUCUAAGAAGGCCCAUGUUUUGGCUGCAUCUGUUGAACAAGCAACUGAGAAUUUUUUGGAGAAGGGGGAUAAAAUUGCAAAGGAGAGUCAAUUUCUCAAGGAGGAGCUUGUGGCUGCUGUAGAAGAUGUUCGAAAACAAGGUGAUUUGAUGAAGACUGCUGCGGGAGAGUUUGCAGAUGAUCCCUGCUCUUCUGUGAAGCGUGGCAACAUGGUUCGGGCAGCUCGAGCUUUGCUCUCUGCUGUUACCCGGCUGCUUAUUUUGGCUGACAUGGCAGAUGUCUACAAAUUACUUGUUCAGCUGAAAGUUGUGGAAGAUGGUAUCUUGAAACUGAGGAAUGCUGGCACUGAACAAGACUUAGGAAUACAGUAUAAAGCCCUGAAACCUGAAGUGGAUAAGCUGAACAUUAUGGCAGCCAAAAGGCAACAGGAACUGAAAGAUGUGGGCCAUCGUGAUCAGAUGGCUGCAGCCAGAGGAAUCCUGCAGAAAAAUGUUCCGAUCCUCUAUACUGCGUCCCAGGCAUGCCUCCAGCACCCUGAUGUUGCAGCCUAUAAGGCUAACAGAGACCUGAUAUAUAAGCAGCUGCAGCAGGCGGUCACAGGCAUUUCCAAUGCAGCCCAGGCCACUGCAUCAGACGAUGCUUCCCAGCACCAGGGUGGAGGAGGAGGAGAACUGGCUUAUGCGCUCAAUAACUUUGAUAAACAAAUCAUUGUGGAUCCCUUGAGCUUCAGUGAGGAGCGCUUUAGGCCUUCCCUGGAGGAGCGCCUAGAGAGCAUCAUCAGUGGGGCUGCCCUGAUGGCUGACUCGUCUUGCACGCGUGAUGACCGGCGUGAGAGAAUUGUGGCAGAGUGUAAUGCUGUCCGCCAGGCCUUGCAGGACUUGCUCUCAGAGUACAUGGGUAAUGCUGGACGUAAAGAAAGAAGUGAUGCACUCAAUUCUGCCAUAGAUAAAAUGACUAAGAAGACUAGAGACUUGCGUAGACAGCUACGCAAAGCCGUCAUGGACCAUGUUUCAGAUUCAUUCCUGGAAACCAACGUUCCACUUUUAGUAUUGAUUGAAGCUGCAAAGAAUGGAAAUGAGAAAGAAGUUAAGGAAUAUGCUCAAGUUUUCCGUGAACAUGCCAACAAAUUGAUUGAGGUUGCCAACUUGGCCUGUUCCAUCUCAAACAAUGAAGAAGGUGUAAAGCUUGUUCGAAUGUCAGCAAGUCAGCUAGAAGCUCUCUGUCCUCAGGUUAUCAAUGCUGCAUUGGCUUUAGCAGCAAAACCACAGAGUAAACUGGCCCAAGAGAACAUGGAUCUUUUUAAAGAACAGUGGGAAAAACAAGUCCGUGUUCUCACAGAUGCUGUCGAUGACAUUACUUCCAUUGAUGACUUCUUGGCUGUCUCAGAGAAUCACAUUUUGGAAGAUGUGAACAAAUGUGUCAUUGCUCUCCAAGAGAAAGAUGUGGAUGGGCUGGACCGCACAGCUGGUGCGAUUCGAGGCCGGGCUGCUAGGGUCAUCCAUGUAGUCACAUCAGAGAUGGACAACUAUGAGCCAGGGGUCUACACAGAGAAGGUCCUGGAAGCCACCAAGCUGCUCUCCAACACAGUCAUGCCACGUUUUACUGAGCAAGUAGAGGCAGCUGUGGAAGCCCUCAGCUCGGACCCUGCCCAGCCCAUGGAUGAGAAUGAGUUUAUUGAUGCCUCCCGCCUAGUGUACGAUGGCAUCCGGGACAUCAGGAAAGCGGUGUUGAUGAUAAGGACCCCUGAGGAACUGGAUGAUUCUGACUUCGAGACAGAAGACUUUGAUGUCAGAAGUAGGACAAGUGUCCAGACAGAAGAUGAUCAACUGAUUGCUGGCCAGAGUGCCCGGGCGAUCAUGGCUCAGCUUCCCCAGGAGCAAAAAGCAAAGAUUGCAGAACAGGUGGCCAGCUUCCAGGAAGAAAAGAGCAAGCUGGAUGCUGAAGUGUCCAAAUGGGACGACAGUGGUAAUGACAUCAUCGUGCUGGCCAAGCAGAUGUGCAUGAUCAUGAUGGAGAUGACCGACUUCACCCGAGGUAAAGGACCUCUCAAAAAUACAUCGGAUGUGAUCAGUGCCGCCAAGAAAAUUGCUGAGGCGGGAUCCAGGAUGGAUAAGCUCGGCAGAACCAUUGCAGACCACUGCCCCGACUCAGCCUGCAAGCAGGACUUGCUGGCCUACCUGCAGCGUAUCGCCCUCUACUGCCACCAGCUCAACAUCUGCAGCAAAGUCAAGGCUGAGGUGCAGAAUCUCGGUGGAGAGCUCGUUGUCUCUGGGGUGGACAGCGCCAUGUCCCUGAUCCAGGCUGCCAAGAACUUGAUGAACGCGGUAGUGCAGACGGUGAAGGCAUCCUAUGUGGCCUCCACCAAAUACCAGAAGUCUCAGGGUAUGGCUUCCCUCAACCUUCCAGCUGUUUCGUGGAAGAUGAAGGCACCUGAGAAAAAGCCCUUGGUGAAGAGAGAGAAACAGGAUGAGACACAAACCAAGAUUAAACGGGCAUCUCAGAAGAAGCAUGUGAACCCUGUGCAGGCCCUCAGCGAGUUCAAAGCCAUGGACAGCAUCUAGGGCCACCCUGCCCAGCUGCCCCCACUCUUUGGGGCUUCUAAAGAUCAGUCACGGCUCUUCACUCAAAUGUAUUUGCUAAAUAGAACACUGAUGUUAGAUUCCACAGAGAAAUAGGCAGAUUUUAAACCUGGCCAGGUGGUGAAUUUUUGGCAAGGACAUACUUGUGUUUAAAUUGGUUAAAAAUACUUUUGGAAUUCAGGAGCUUAUUUCUAGCUAUAUUUUUUAUAAGGUUAAAUAAAAAUUCCAUAACCAAAGAGAAACUCACAUUAACUUGUUAGUGAUACUCUUGACUGAGUUCUCAGUGUGGCAUUGGGGUUUGAGAUGCCGUAUUGGAGUCAACCUGGGUUCAGUGAGGGGGCCUCCACCAAGUCCUGGGUUCCGGGGGGGCGCAGGGAGGGGGGUUGGCUGGUAUCACAUGACCAGACAUGUUCCAGUGUAAACUGCCUGGGCAUCUUAGGAAGGUGUGCCAGGAGAAGGAACGUUCCCAGAAAGGUCUUGGAGGGACAAGCCACAUGAAGCUCAGUAAAACGUAAUGUAUCAUGAAGAAAACUGAUUACUCUCUUUAUGACAUGAAAUGAGAAUUUUAAUGCCUGGUUACAAUUACUAAUGUACUCUGCUGCAGGACAUUAAUAAAGUUGCUUUUUUUCAGACUAGAAUGUUGUGAUGCCCUAAUCAGAACAUGCUUUUUUUUUUUCCCUUUCCUCAGCUUCAAAUGCAAAUUCAUCAUUGGGCUCACUUCUAGUAAUUGCAGUGUUUCCUGCCUUGGGCUUUGCAACAGAAGCCUGACAAAAUAGGGUUUGCUUAGGCAAUAAUUUAGACUUUACCUUAUUUGUGAUUACUACAGCGAUUACUAUAGCUACGAGGUAUAAUUUUACUGUCUUUAUUUAAAUUUUAUUAAUCUGAAUGUUUUUUACACUAACUUUUCCCAAUAAAGUCCACUAUGAAACCAA